AUGCCCGUCUUCCAAUAUUCUCCUCUGGAUCAGGGGCCUUUCAGCACUCGCAUACUUCGUCUGCUCCCAAGCAAGGACAGAGCCGCUCCGAUCGCAUGCCAGCUUUCCAAUUAUUCUCUUCUGGACGAUACUGCCCAAGAGUAUGACGCCCUCUCAUACGUAUGGGGAGAUAAGGCGGACGGACAGCUUCGAGGCCCUAAUUUUGAACGGACAUUAUGGGUCGACGCAAUUUGCAUCGACCAGAACAACAUGAGGGAGAAAGAGAAGCAAAUCCAAAACAUGGCGCGCAUGUAUGAGCAGGCUAGCCAGGUGAUGGUGUGGUUGGGCGAGGAGGCGGAUAAUAGUACUCGGGCUUUAGAAGCUAUUCGUGAAGCGGCAGAGGGAGUGUUUGCUGGAGAACUUUUUAAUCUGCCAUCAGACAGCAUCCCCAUUGAGGGGGUCAAAAGUCUGUUCCAGCGGACAUGGUUUUAUCGCAUAAUGAGCGGUUACACAUUUGCCACGGGCAUUCAAGCAUGGGGCUCGUAUGCUGGCCCUAGUGUUUUGAGUACAACACAUCUGAUCCGUGGAGCAAUCUUUCGACCUCAGUAUGCAACGCAUUCAAUGAAGAAGCUCUCUCUGUCCGAAUUGGUUGAUAUGCAUCAUACGAACGAGGCCACUAUUCUGCAUGAUAAAAUCUAUGCUUUACUGGGACUGAGUUCUGAUGCUCAUAAAGCACCCGGUCUGUUACCCAAUUAUCAGGUGCCCUGGGAGCAGCUCUUUCAACGGUUAAUCUGGUUCUUUUUGGAUGAACACGUAAAAGUGAAGACCUGGCCUGGUAGGGAAAUUGCAAGCAUACAAAGCAGUGGAUGGAUCCUGGGGCUCAUUGUCACCGCGGAAGAAACGCACACAAAGACCUUUUUGCAAGUGCUUCUGACUGGGCAGGCUAAUGUGGACUACAAGAAAGCGUGGAAAGUAAGAUGGACCAUCGGGAAAUCAGUGGAACCGAUCAAGCAAUAUGACAUUGUAUGCCUCCUGCAGGGAGUUUCAGAUCCAUCCAUCAUCAGGUACUCGGAUGGUUGUUUCAGAGUGAUCGUGCUAAGGGCCGUUCUUCAGAAGACAGACGUGGCAGGAAAUGCAGAUCUCGAGAAAAUACGGUCCGAGAAAAAUCGUCCGGCUCUCAACUUCCACCUUGUUUGGGGCUGGAAAGAGCAGUUGUUACCUUCCUUAGAUAUACUCGACUUGGCAGCAGAGGCUGUUGGAACGAAGUCGGCAAUUGAGAAGGUUCUGUGGGACACUAAUGUGGCAAUGCACGAGACAGCAUGCAAUUGUAAAAAUAUUUACUGGCAAGCCAUGCUUGCAACCGAAGACAUUCUCCGGCUAUUCACAGAACGACUUGGAUUUCAACAUCCAAAGACAUGGUUGGCCUUUUACAGCUUGGCGCUCUUGUACUCCAAGGGAAAUAUUGGCGACAAGAGAAUACCACUCCUGAAGUUCGAUCGAACUAAGGCAAGAGAUAUAUUGCGGGGGAGGUGCGGUAUCCAACAUCGUUUGCAAAAGGAUUUGGCGUUGUUGGUGGGACGUAAUUACUGUCACCGGAUGUACAUCGAUGAACCGGAUUUUAUUUCUGGCAGCAUGGAGGUUCCCGAGCACAUGAAGCUCCAACGAGCAUUGAAGGAUCUGCUACGUGAGAUUAAGCACAGGCCCACAAUGAAGCUCAAUCCAUUGUUUUGA
Aspergillus neoniger CBS 115656 is the source of this 1710-nucleotide messenger RNA. RefSeq lists its product as uncharacterized. NCBI's taxonomy places the organism in Eukaryota, Fungi, Ascomycota, Eurotiomycetes, Eurotiales, Aspergillaceae. The record is from RefSeq and is a predicted model, not a curated record. The coding region runs from base 1 to 1710 and encodes 569 amino acids. The transcript is spliced from 3 exons.